CUUAUUGAAUACAACUUCCAUAUCAUCAAAGAUGGUUUGCAAAAAAUGUUGGAACUGAAUCAAAGGCACGAGAAAGACGAUCUGGUCGUGUUUGACCCCGAGAAUACGACACAUCCUAUUGCCCCAGAUCAUCCUUCGGACGGGCCACGUGCAGACGCGUCUGAACGCAGUGUGACUGGCGGUGUAGCUGCUGCUGUUGUUGCGGAUGAUGAGGAUGAAGAUGAAUAG
Molecule: messenger RNA, 228 nt
Organism: Echinostoma caproni
Lineage: Eukaryota; Metazoa; Platyhelminthes; Trematoda; Plagiorchiida; Echinostomatidae
Source: the annotation of a GenBank genome assembly